Molecule: messenger RNA, 2547 nt
Organism: Symbiodinium sp. CCMP2592
Lineage: Eukaryota; Dinophyceae; Suessiales; Symbiodiniaceae
Source: the annotation of a GenBank genome assembly
AUGGAGCUGGCCGCACCGAAGGCGGUUCCUCGAGUUCACGCACUCGAUGCUUCGGUGCAUGCCUGCAGUUCAAAGGCAACUGCUUCCGCGACAUCCACAUGCUGUGCGAGUCAGUCCCGUCCCCAACAUAGUCUGUUUCCUGCUGACACUUUGUCCAUGACUCCUUCAGAGGCGGCAAAGGGGCAGAAUGGGCUGUAUGACCUAGCUCAGAAAUUGAGCGAAAAAGAUCCGCCAACCCAGGAGUUGCUGGCACUUCUACCACCACUGCCUGAGCCGAACAGAUGGGAGAUGCGAUCAGAAUCGGCAUGUGGAUGUGGGCUAGUGUUGGGAUUGAUAGCAGUUCUGGUCACUGCGACGCGUCACAUGACUGCCAAAAUCGCUGGCCACGUGAACGAGGCGGUGCGGUCAACUUUGUUCUAUGCUAUCCAUGUGGAGGCUAUCUUGGCUCUGAUGUGCCUGCUUGGGUUGAUGUGGGGCGAUGGAGGUGUCGUCCAGCGAUCGCGAAGAACGUGCUUUCCUGUUCCGCCGGCUGUACUGGCAGCCUUGCAGGCCGGAAGCUCUCUGGAUCACUUCCAGAACAUUAUUGAAGGAGACAGCAGCUACUGCGUGCGAUGCUGCGUGUGGCGGCGAACGACAGAGGGCAAGCCCACAAGCUCCUGCAGACGUGUUUUCCUCUGCGAUACAGGCUCAGAGUACAACUUUCACCACUGUUCCGUUUGUCAGCGCUGCGUAUCCAACUUUGAUCAUCAUUGCGGUGUAUUUGGACGUUGCAUUGCUGGAGUAGGACUAACAGGAAACAUGGGCUUCUUCACUGGCAUUAUUCUACUUGGCUUGGCAGGGGGCUUCACCUGCUUUGCCAGUGUUUUUCUCGGUCUCAUCUACCAGGAGGAUGGCUUUCUACUUUCAGUCAUCUUGAUGGCCUAUUUCACGCCGAUGUUUCUAGGAUGCUGCGUUUUUCUGUGCAGCAUGCUGUGGCCAGAGCGUGGCUGCAGCCACCACUGUCCGAAAAGGGAUUAUGUCAAAGUGCUCCAGGUGAAUGCCGGUGCCGCCACUACUAUUGGCUCAUCAGCAGACCUCGAGAUGAGGGAUGUGCGUGAUGUGAAAGUCUGUCAGCUGGAGGAUGAGGUCUUGCAGCUUCGAGAAGAGCGAGAUGUGCUGACUGCUGAAAAUGGCGUCAUCUCUGAACACAUCCACACUUUGCAGAAGGAAAACAGCCUUCUGCACACAAGUGGCCUGUCUUCUAGUGCGGAAAACACGCGCUUGAUGCAGGCCCACGAGGGUGUCACCGGCGAGGCGACAUCCCUCCGGCAAGAGCUCAAGGCUGUUUUGGAGGAACGAGCUCUCCUUCGCUCUUCUAUAGAUGCAUUGAAGGCUGGCAAUGCCCAGCUUCAACACUCCGUCCGAGGCUUAGAAACAUCACUGGCCGCAGUUCGGGGAGACCUCGAACAACGAAUCAACACACAGGGUGCAAUGGAGGAGCACAUUGCUAGUCUUCGAAAGCAGCUGGAGUCGGUGCUGGCAGAGAAGGUCAAGGCCGAGGGACUUAUCAGUAGCCAGCACGUGGAGAUCCUCAGCUUACACAAGCUUCGCGAUGAGUUCCUUGCAGAGAAGGCUACUGGCCAAGCUCUAGUCCAGAAGUUGGAGGCAAGCGAGGCUGAGCUUUCUCGCUCCAAGAAGGACAAAGCGGCGCUUGAUCAACUAGUCAGCUCGUUGCAUGUGGACUGUGCGAAGAUGCAGACACAACGAGAUUCUGCAAUGGCCGAGGUGCCGCACUUGAAGUCCUCGAUUCAGCAGCAGGAUGUCCUGAUGAAGGACUUGGAAAGCCAGGUGACUGCUCUCCAGCAGCAGUUGCAGAGCAGCAAAGAUACCAGUGGAAGGGUAGAUCAGCAGGCCAAGCAUCUUGCAUUCGCCCUGGAAAGAUCGCGGGAAGAUGGAGCUCGUCACGAGCAGGCAGCACUUGCCCUUCGUGUGGAACGAACGCGAUUGCUCGAGGCCUUGGAAAGACUGCGGCGUGGGAAGGCGGAAAGCGAUCUGCGAGCCUCAGCAUCAGCUAACGAACAUGGGCUGUUGCAGGCUCAUGUCGAACAUAUCAGCUCCGAUCGCGAGCAGAUGCAAGUUCAGCUUCACCAAGCCACAUCGGAGGCCUCAGCCAUCAGGAGCCGAUUGGCCGGCCUUGAGCAGAUGGUGCAGGCUUAUGCAGACAAGUGCGCGGCCUUGCAGCAAGAGGUUUCCUCCUUACAAGACGACAAGGCCGAGCUUCAGGAGAAACUUGAGGCGGCACCGCGUGCAGCACGAAGCCCUGAGAGAAGUGCAAUGAUUCAGCCGUGGCCUCAUGCUUCCAGUGAUGAGUGUAAAGGUUUCCGCCUUCGAGACAAUGGUCUGUUGCCAGCAAUGGUCUGUUUCCAGUUUGCAGCUACGAUGAGUGGUAGCUCCAAUCACUGUUUCCUCGAACAGCAACAGGGGCAACGGAUGCAUGUCACUGAAAGUGUUGGGCUCAUCAGUAAGAUUUGUAGCAUGAGUAGGCCCGGGACCUUUCAUCAGGCCUAG